CCUGUAUCUCUACAGACUGGGCGUGGCUCCACAGAUCCAUGACCUCUAUGGGAAAGUCAAGUUUACAGAGGAGGAGAUCAACAACAUGAAGUUGGAAUUGGAUAAAUAUGGGAUCCAGAUGCCGGCGUUUAACAAGAUUGGAGGAAUCCUGGCCAAUGAGCUGUCUGUGGACGAGGCUGCAGUCCAUGCAGCAGUGAUCGCCAUCAACGAAGCAGUGGACCGAGGAGAAGUGGGUGUGACCACAAGGGCUCUAAGGAAUCCUAACGCCAUGCUGCGUAACCUACAGGAGGCGCUAAUGAGUGUCUAUCAGGAGAUGCUGCUUCAGGCUAGAAGAAGAAAAGCUGAACGAGCAAGCAGUUGGUGUGCAGGUUCAGAAGAUAAAGACAUGUAUGAAGAGUUUCUGACUCAGAGAGAAAUUCAGAAUAACAUCAACGUCGUUAACGUGCGUUCAGCUGUGGAGCAGGUGGAUGAAGCUCUGGACUCUGCAGAUGAGCUGUCUCUGCUGUCUGCUCUGCAGCUGCCAUGUUUGGCCCUCAGAGGCCUCCGUACUGACAACGGCCCCUGGUACCUGGACCAGCUGUCAGUAGACCGCCAGCAGAGGGCGCUGGAGGGCUGCCUUGAUCCUCUGGACCCUGAUGACCUGCAGGACAGCAUCACCCUCGCCAAUGAAGAGGCCCAGAGAGCCAGAAACAUGCAAGCAGCCGUGCAGAGUGUCAAUGCUGCGUUACGUCGCAGUGACCCCAGACACACACUCAGCUGUCUGAUGACCUCUGACCUCCAGCUGCCUCAGGUGUUUCCUUUUGCUGCUGCUUUGUAUCACAGAGAACUUCAGCUGCUGCAGAGACAGAGUGGACAGGGGGAGCUGCAGCAGGAGGAGCUCUUCGUUGCUGUGGAGAUGCUGUCAGCUGUCGCUCUCAUCAAUCAGUCUUUGGAGGCGGGAAACCUGCAGCAGUUCAGCUCCUCAUUGGUCAGUUCAUCUGCAGGACUCUCUGAUGUAGAUGACACCCUGCUGGACAGGUACUUUGAACACAUGGCAGGUGUGAAGCAGCAAGGGGGCGGAGCUCAACUCACUUGGAAUCAGCUGCAGGAGGAAAUCAACAGCGUCAACAGCUCGGUGCAGGACGCACAACAGAAUCUCGUAGUUGUGGGUGUGAUUAACAAGGCUGUGAUCAGAGGAGACAGUCAGCAGCUGCUCUCUGCUCUGCUGCUGCCCUCUUGUGGCCUGGAGGACGUUCUACCUGACAACGCCCGUCGAUACCUGACGCUGCUGAGCAGAGCACGUCAGCACAAAGCUCAGGUGAGCAGAGACCCAGGAGCUGAGCUGUGUUUGGCUGAUAUCCAGGAGGAAGUGAGGAGAGCCAAUCAACAGAGUCAGAGAGCUUUGAAGUUGUGUUUGUCAGUCGCAGCAGUAAACCAGGCAGUGAAGGAGAACAGAGACUCUCAGACUCUUCGUGUUUUGUCUUUACCUGAUCUUCAACUUCAGGGAAUCAUCAGAGAAUGUGCAGCGGAAUAUCAGAGACAACUACACAACCUGAUCACACACAAGAUGGACACAGGAGACAACAGAAGUUCCUGGAUUCGAGUCCGUACGGACGACGGCUCAUUGUUUUACUUUCACCUGAACCGACUUGAGGGAACCUGGGAGCAACCGGACAGCUUCACGCACAACAGUGUGUUCAUGGACAGACACGACAUACAGGACGUUAUCAGCAGUGUGUCGGGUUUGUACAGUCGCAGCGCCCUCUGGAGGAGCAGAGAAGCCCUCGUUGUUCAUCUGCAGGCUGCAUGUCGAGGGUUCCUGAUCAGACAACAGCUGGAGGCUCGACAACGUUUCCUGAUCAACCACACCCCUGCUGUCGUCAUCAUCCAGUCUCAUUGGAGGAGGUUUGUCCAGCAGAGGGCGUACAGACGGCGGCUGCAGUUUCUCUACAUGAACUGGAGAGCCGUCGUCAAGAUUCAGUCAUUCCUGAAGAUGUGGCUGAUGAAAAGAAAAUAUCGAGCACGACUGAGUUUCUUCAAACGUAACGUGAGUCCU
Messenger RNA from Paralichthys olivaceus (Japanese flounder), 2035 nucleotides. The record is from RefSeq and is a predicted model, not a curated record. NCBI's taxonomy places the organism in Eukaryota, Metazoa, Chordata, Actinopteri, Pleuronectiformes, Paralichthyidae.